Messenger RNA from Aspergillus wentii DTO 134E9, 1704 nucleotides. RefSeq names its product DUF3176 domain-containing protein. The transcript has 2 exons. The record is from RefSeq and is a predicted model, not a curated record. Lineage: Eukaryota; Fungi; Ascomycota; Eurotiomycetes; Eurotiales; Aspergillaceae. The coding region runs from base 1 to 1704 and encodes 567 amino acids.
AUGAGCGACAAAAAUCAAUAUGAACUCAACUACUCGGCGCAGGACCCACCGUCCUCACAGCCUCAGACAUUGUCCGCGCCAGAGCAGAUGCUACUGCAGAGCCAAACCACUGGAUUCUGGGGUUCACACUGGACCCUUGAGAUCCUCAGUUGUCUCACUGCCGUGGCUGCGCUCGUCGGCAUCAUCGCCGUGCUGUAUGUCUUUGAUGGCCAGCUCGUCCCCGACUGGCCGUAUGGCAUCACUCUCAACGCCCUGAUUUCACUCUUGACAACGGCCAUGAAGGCGGCCAUGGCCUUUCACAUCACGGAAGCUUUGUCGCAGUUGAAAUGGUCGUGGUUCAACCGGGGGAACAAACUCAGCGAUCUGGCGCUGCUGGACUCGGCCAGUCGCGGUGCCAUCGGGGCUGGGCUGGUUCUGUUCCGCUUUAUGCCUCGCCACCUCGUCACCUUUGGAUGCUUCAUCUUUGUCGUCGCUGCGGCCAUUGCCCCGUUUGUGCAGCAGGUCAUCACCACCGAUUUACGACCGGUGCAUGCGCCCGAGCUGUCCACCAUCCAGACCUGUAACACGAGUCUGUAUACCGACUAUGACGAAGGUGCUGGGCCGGGGAUGAACAUCCUGCCGUUGACCAGCAUGGGCGCUGUGUAUACGGGCAUCUUCCAGAGCCAGAGCCCGAACAGCAACGCCGUGACGAUGGACUGCCCGACGGGGAACUGCACGUUUGCGCCGUAUCAGUCGCUGGGCGUAUGCAGCAAAUGCGCCAACAUCACCAGCCAUCUCGAGAAGAACGUGUCGCAUUCGUACAUGACGACGUACAACUACAAGCUGCCCAACAACUUCACCUUUGAGACCUCCAUCAACAUGAUGUAUCUCAUGAACGCCACGACCUCGGCGGAACUGAUCGAGCUGGAUGUCCAGGGACUGCCGUUGGCCCUCAACUUCACGGCCAUUUCGGCGGCUGGAUACGGCGUGCCUCCGCAGGUCAGCGCGACCGAAUGCGCUCUCUAUUUCUGCGUCGACACUUACAAUACGACGGUCAACAAUGGCAAGUUCAAUGAGCAACUGCUGUCGUCGGGCACCUCGGGCAACUAUUCGGCCAUGUCGAUCUUGGGGAAUGUCGGCAUGACGCCGGAUACCUGCUAUGUGAACGGCACCAAGCACGAUAAUCCGGAUGACUGCACGUACAAUGUCAACGCGUUCAGCAUCAUGGCCCUGAAGAACACCGUCAUGCCCAUGUUCAACGGCAAUGGAUCGCUGUUUGUCAGCAAUCGCCCCUCCUGGUCGCACAACACCCUCGAGUCGGCCUACGGCCUGUACGGCAACUAUACCGACAUCAACAACAUGUUCAAGUCGCUUUCAUCCGCUCUCACCACCAACGCCCGAUCGAAAGUCUGCAAAUCGACCGUCGAGGGCGUCACCUGGACGGUGCAGUCCUUUGUGCGCGUGCGAUGGCUGUGGAUGAUUCUGCCCAUUGCCAUGGUCGUGCUGAGUAUCUUCUUCCUCAUCAUCACGGUCGUCCACACCAGACACCAGUAUAUCUGGAAGUCAUCCCCGCUGGCUCUGCUCUUCUCCAAUCUCAGCGUGGAAGGACCGCAUGGCGUCCACUCCAGCCCGAAUCUGAGUGGAAUGGAAGAUGCAUCGAAGAAGAUGAAUGUGUGGCUGGAGGCAACGCCGGGGGGUGUUGUGCUCAAGGGGAUUCCCAAAUAA